Molecule: messenger RNA, 454 nt
Organism: Drosophila ficusphila
Lineage: Eukaryota; Metazoa; Arthropoda; Insecta; Diptera; Drosophilidae
Exons: 1
Coding region: 89-268 (59 amino acids)
Source: RefSeq, a predicted model, not a curated record
CGAAAACCUUAUCGCCUGGGAGUUAGUGCUCAUUUCGAAGUAGUUUCGCAGCUGAUAUAUUCUAGACUCCAGAGAUAAACCGAAAAAAAUGGAUCCAAGGAAAACGAUAACCUGGUUCUUUGGCCUGCCAUCGGUUCGCUAUACGCAGAUCUUCAUCGUGGUGGCAGGUGAUCUUUUGGCCCUAUCAAAUCUGAUUCCCAAGCACUGCAGAUAUAUAUCGCAUCCUUUUCUCCUUUGGCGGGAUCCCCAGGAGGAAGAAGAAAAUUGAAGCGCACUCUCCAGUUCUAAUUUAUUGUAUUAUAUAUUUUAUUUUUUUAUUUGCGUGGGAGACGUUUUAUUGCCCCAAAAAUUUGACCGAACCAACCUUGAGUUUCAAUGCCAAUGCCAGGCCCAUGACGUCAUUGUAUCUGGAUGCCCGAAGCUGCUUAAAUAUAUAUUUAUUCUGUUGUAUGUA